GCGUUUGGGCGGUACGUGUUGCUGCUGAGUUACUUCGUGCCCAUAACUCUCCUGGUGCAGCUGGAAGUGAGCCGGUGGUGUCAGGCGAGUUUCUUAUCAGCAGACAAGCGAAUGAAGAGCAACAACAGCAGCGGCAGCAAUAGCAGCAGCAGCAGCGGCGGGGGGGCUGCGGCGCAGUCUGUGGCCCUCAUGGAUGAGCUCGGCAGUGUAACACAUAUUUUUUCGGACAAGACGGGAACGCUGACGCAGAACCUGAUGCAGUUCAGGUGUCUCGGCAUCCAAGACAGGGUGUACGGAUACGACGAGUUCGAGGAAGAGAAGUCGUUUGUGAUGUCAGAGAGCUGCAGCGACUUUGAGCCCUUGCGCUCUCGGCUUCCGUCGGUUUCUCUUGUGGGGGAGAGCGAGUUUUUGAGGCGAGGCAAGAAGCGUACUGAGGCGCAGGACGAUACGAACAUCUGCCCCAACGGUCAUGUCAACUUCAACCUCAAGAGCUUCCUAAGCGGCGUGGCUGCGGCCUCCCCAGAACACCAACAAAAGGCUCGGGACGCGUUGCUUGUCUUGGCUUUGUGCCAUUCGGUGCUACCCAAGCCAUCGGCGCCGCUGCCGGAACCUUUAAACAUAUGCUGCAACGAAGAACCGGCUGCUGUGCCCGCUGCUCCUGUUGCUGCAGCAGCAACAGCAGCAGCAUUCGCUGCUGAGGCUGACGCACCGUCUGUUGCAGCGCCUGCUGCUAAGGCUGCUGAUGCUGCUGCUGUACCGAAUGCGUACCAGCAGCAGAAGGGGGCAGUGCGAAGAGAGCAGCAGCAGCAGACGCGUGAGCGAGACUCGCUUCAGCCGCCGUUACGCCAACAGCAAAGGCAAAUAGAGCAACGAAAGCAGCCCGUGACAAUAGAACAGUCGCAGCGAGCGACGCUGGUGGGAGUGACAGCAGAGAGAGAUGCAACAACAGAAGGCGAUGCAGCAGCAGGAGCAGCAACAGCUGGAGAGGAGAGAACCGUCUCCAUUUCUUCUGUUGCUGUGCGUCCUGACUCGGAAUGCGGGGAGCAGUUGCCUCUCGCCGCUGCUGCAGAUGUUGCUAAUGCUGCUGAUACUGUUGCUCCUGGCGAUGCGGCAACACGAGUUGCUGUCUUCCAAUUGCCCGCGCAGGAGCACGGACGGCUCCUCAGCAGCAGCAGCAGCAGCAUAAGCCCUAGCAACAGAAGCAACACCAGCAGAAGGUUCGUGGGAGGGGCACGCUGCAGCUACAGCAGCUGCUACAGCGACAGUAGCUGCUACAGCGACAGCAGCUGCAGCAGCAACAGCAGUGAGGAGGAAGGCGGACGCUUCUUUUCGUCAGCAGGCAUGGCACCAACAGCUGCAGCUGCAGCAGAAGCAGACAGAGUGUCUUGCAGCAGCAGCAGACAAACGGAUGCUCGAUAUCACCAUAUUGGAAGCAGCGGAGCAGCACGUAGAGGGUGCAGAUUUCAGUAUAUGAGGAACCCCUCUCUGCACACGGAGGCUCCGGCCUUUCAUUCUGAUGGGGAAGAAUCGAUGGGUCGAGCGGGGGAUCGGCACGGAAAUGAGCCUGCAGCAGCGGCGGCAGUUUCAUCGUCGCCGGCUCUUAGUGAGCGGUCUGAACAGCCUCAGAAGGCAUCGUCAUUUCUGCCACAGCAGCAUCAGCAGGAGCAGCAGGAUGAUGAAGGAGGAGUGAUGCUGUCGCGGUUUCCCUUGGAGUUGUCUGCCGCUUACGAUGCUUCAAGUCCUGAUGAGCUAGCAUUAACUGCAGCAGCAAAACACUUGGGGGCGGAGUUCAUUUGCCGCCCCAACCUGAAUACCAUUCAGCUGGCUGUCAGGUCCGACUUUGCUGCAGACGCGCUUUUGAGCGAAGCAGAUCGGCUCACAGUCCGGACCCUUAUGGACGCCUACCAGCAGCAGCACCAGCAGAAACAGGGGGAGCAGCAGCAGCAGCAUGGGCAGCAGCAGCAGGAACAGCAGCAGGAGGGAGUGGUGCCGAUAGUCAAUAUUGAGCUGCUGGAGGUGCUGGAGUUCGACAACUACAGAAAACGCAUGUCAGUGGUGGUCAAAGACCGCGAGGGACAGCUGCGGCUGCUGAUGAAGGGAGCAGACACGAGUGUCUUUGCUGCUGCUGCAGCAGGGCAAGAGGAAGCCAUCGCUUUAUGCAAAUUGCAGCUAAGCGAAAUGGCGCAGCGCGGCCUGAGGACGCUUGUCCUUGGCCAAAGAUUUGCGGAGUUACUCGCAGCGAAAGACCAAAUAGGAGAAAAUCGCGAGGCAGCAGUUGCUGCGGUGUUUGCCCGCAUGGAACGAAACAUCGAAGUGUUAGGUUGCACAGGCAUCGAUGACAAGCUGCAAGACGAGGUGGUGGAGACGAUAGCGGACGUCAAGGCGGCGGGAGUUAAAGUUUGGGUGUUGACGGGAGACAAGUUGGAGACUGCCAUUAGCAUCGCCCACAGCUGCAGUUUGCUGACAGAUGCGACUUAUAAUGCAGUCGUAGACGGCAAAAGCCAGGCGGCAGUUAGAGAGCAACUUCACCAAUAUAUGAAUUAUGUCGUUGCUGCACAACUGGCGGCUGACGCUUUUGAAGCCAUCUCCUUCCGAUCGCUGCAGCAGCAGGCCUCCGACGUUAGCGAGGAGCCGCGCAGCGUCACUCCUGACCAACAGCAGCAACAGCAGCAACAGCAGCAACGGGGGUCGCGGUGCAGCAAGGCUUCAGGGAUUUGCUUCAGGGCUCCAGGAACCGGGGCCGACAAUACAACAAUGCGCAGGCACCGCAAGGCAGAGCCACCCACAAUCCCGUGGGAUGCAUUUGUCAAGAUCCUGACAUUUAAUGCCACCAAAAAGGUUGUAAAAACGGACCCCAAACAGCGGCGCAACAAGCGGCUGUCACCCCAGCAGGUCGAAGACAUCGUGCAGGAGUAUUUGGAGCAUUUUGAAAGGGAAAGUGAUGAAGGGAAGACACGAGAGCGGAAGGCUCGCAAGACAGCAGCGAGGAGGAAGAGCUUAGGGCGCAGCAAAACCAAAGUCGGUGCAGGGGCCUCCGCAGACAAAGCAGCAGAUACAGCAGCAGCGCGGUCGCCUGUUACUGCAGCUGAUGCUGCAGACGCGGGAGAAAAAGCACCUGCACUCCGGCAUGCCACAUCUACAGAAGCAGCAGCUGCAGCAGCAGCAACGCAGACACAGGAGGAGCAGGAGCAGCUGCUCCCAUCGCGCUCAAACCCUUCGAGAGGAACAUCGGACAGAAGACAACAACCGUCAAGCACCUUCACAGAUACUCCCGCAGUCCAGGGCUACCAAGAGUGUGUCGGGGUUUACGGUUUUGGCUUCCCUUUGGCCGAGUUGUGCGCGAUAACCAUAACGGGGGAAGCCUUGACACAUGCGCUGUCCACUGCGGAAAAUCGGCGGUAUUUCUUCGGUUUGGCCUCGCUGUGCAAUACCCUCAUUGCCUGUCGUGUGUCACCCAAGCAGAAGUCCGAGGUCGUACACUACUGCCAGAGGUAUCAGAGCAACACGGUGUCACUGGGAAUCGGAGACGGCGCUAACGACGUUGGAAUGUUAAUUGCAGCAAAUGUUGGAGUUGGGAUUCGCGGAAAAGAAGGCCUUCAAGCAGUUCGUGCCGCUGAUUUCUCAAUUCCCGAAUUCAAGUACCUGAAGAACCUCCUCUUCUGUCACGGCGCCGAGGCUCUCCGCCGCAAUUCAUUUCAAAUAUACCAGACCAUUUGGAAGAAUGUUGUAUUUGGGCUUGCAGACUUUUUCUAUGCCUUUGUGUCGGCCUGGUCAGCCGCAGACCUGUUCAAUUCGUGGUUGAAGCAGCUGUUUAAUGUGCUUUACACCACGUUGCCGGUCGUCCUCUACUCAAUUUUUGACCGCCAACUCCCCAUGGAAGUGACGCUCCAAACCCCCGUCCUCUACCCAGCCUUUGCGAAGCUUGGGGUUCAGCGUUUUGCAGGCGCUGGCCUGUUUUGGCGUUGGUUUUUGGAGUUGCGUCUUUUGGGUAAUAAUUAUGGUGAGCCAUGCUUCCCAGCGUGUUUUCGCGACUCUACCAGCAAGCGUAAUGAUUUCCCUUUGCCCUGGUGGAUUCGUCUGCGCGAGGCGUUCGACAAGAGUGCCUGCUUUCCUGGGGACUACUGUCCAGAUUUAUACGGAGCGCUGCGAGCCACCCAUUCCCUCAGCCGGCAUUAUUUUUCAGCUUUGCUGGCGGUCGUUGUGGUGCUGAUGCCUCCUUUUUUAAAUUGGUUUUACGUGACAAUGUUUCGACCUUCCGCUCAAUGCAUCAUCCGCGAACGUAUUGCCAUGGGAGUGUUUGACGUCGUGGUGGCGCCCAGAGGAAACGCAAAGACGGUCGUAGUGGUGCCGAAAACGCACAGCGAGGAAUGGAGAGGAUAUGCAUUUGCCGAGCAGGACCGCACGCGUCUGGGGCAUCAUCGACUGUCCAUGAUGCUCUAUGACUAUAGCUCUUCAAACUCAGUGAAAGGAGAAACAGUGCAAACUGCUGGUGGUGCUGGUCGCCCCCCGUGCAGGGCGCAGCUCCAAGCAACAAGCUUCCGCCCACGCAGCAGCAGAAGCAGCAGUACGGUGCACCAACAGCAGCAGCAAGUGCAGACGCAUGCUGCUGGUGCUGCGCACCGAUCAGCUUCUGUUACAACGAAUGCAGCAGCAGCGGGCGCGGCAGGGCAGAGCUGA
This is a messenger RNA of Eimeria maxima, 4677 nucleotides long. RefSeq lists its product as hypothetical. The transcript is spliced from 16 exons. NCBI's taxonomy places the organism in Eukaryota, Apicomplexa, Conoidasida, Eucoccidiorida, Eimeriidae. Gene Ontology annotation, biological process: phospholipid translocation. The record is from RefSeq and is a predicted model, not a curated record. The annotation marks the transcript as partial. Gene Ontology annotation, cellular component: plasma membrane. Gene Ontology annotation, molecular function: ATPase-coupled intramembrane lipid carrier activity; nucleotide binding.